AUGGAGAAACUAUAGAGCAUACCCAAUUAUGAGAUAGUUAGGAUAAUAGGAUCAGGGGCAUUUGGUAAAUUUUAUAAAUAAUAUCAAGGUUAUGUGUUUGAAGCCUUUGAUUAAUAAAGACGCUAAAAAGUAGCCUUAAAAAGAAUGCAAAAAGUUGGUAAAUUAUAGAGUAGAGAAUGCGAAAUAUUGAUGUAGUUAAAGCAGUGUAGUUAUGUAGUGAAAAUGCUAGUAUAAGAUUAUAUUAUAUAGGAUGUAUUCUACAGUAGAAGUGAAGAUAAUAAAAUGAUUUAAAAUAUUAUACUAGAAUUUAUGGAUCAAAAUUUAGAAGAUAUCAUUGGCGAUCACAGAAAAAGAAAAACCUAUUUGGAAUCCAAAGAGCUUAAGAACUACCUCUAUUAAAUGCUUAAAGGUCUUGAUUAGAUUCACAGAAAGCAUAUAGCUCAUAGAGAUUUAAAACCGUAAUUGUAUAAUAUAAUUAAAAAGAGAAAAUAUAUUAGUUAAAGAUGGGAAAAUUAAAUUAUGUGAUUUUGGUAGUGCAAAGUAACUUAAACCAUCUACUAUAAAUACACCUUAUAUUGUAUCGAGAUUUUAUAGAGCUCCAGAAUUACUUUUGGGAGUAACAGAAUAUGAUGUAUCAAUUGAUAUGUGGGCAACUGGGUGCAUAAUGGCUGAAUUAGCUUUACUUGAACCAUUGUUUAUUGGGAAAUCAGAAGGGGAUUAGUUUUUUCAAAUUCUCAGAAUUUUAGGAUCUUUUUCCAAAUAGGAUCUCAAAUAUUAUUAAAAAGUUGUUCCUUUUGAUGUAAAAUUAUUCAAAGAGUUUCCAAAUUAUGAACCAAUUGAUUUAGAUGAUAAAUUUGAUCAUGUAGAUGAUAAAGAUUUAUUUAUUGAUUUGCUGAGGUAACAUUAUUGAUUUGAGUAAUUAAAUAGCAAAUUAUUAAAAUACAUACCAGAGGAAAGAAUUACAGCAAGCUAAGCAUUAAAACAUUAAUAUUUUUAAGAAAUUCUAGACUAGUGA
Molecule: messenger RNA, 1015 nt
Organism: Paramecium pentaurelia
Lineage: Eukaryota; Ciliophora; Oligohymenophorea; Peniculida; Parameciidae
Source: the annotation of a GenBank genome assembly